AAGGCCCAAUUUUUUUGUUUAUUCCAUUUUUUACCCUAGUGUUUUUAAAGAAAACAAAACAGAUAGCAUUCCUUCUCUCUCUCCCUCUUUCUCUUCUCCUCUUAGCCUCCCCCAUGGCCGGCCAUGGGUUCAUCGGAGGGUGUCUCCACACCCAUGAACGGCGGCCGGUGUUAGGUGAAACGGGCCCCUUUCGGUCCUUCACCGAACGAGUACGGAAUCGGGGCCUUCACGACUUGCAGUACCACAAAGAACGGAGGGACCCCUCGGCUCUCUUUCUGUCCGUCACGGCCAAUGGCCAGACCCCGAGGGGUUCGGCGACCUACGGAUGGGCAAGAGCAUACCGGAGCACACCCCGAACAAUAAAUCAAAGGUGUCAGAUGGCUCUCAGAGGUGCGUGGAACGGCCAUGACAGAGGCGUGGUGGCCGAGGGGAGACCAACAGUUCGGCAGCAGCAGCAUGCUUGGGGCAAGGGCUGCUGCUGUUUUCUCUAUUUUGGGCCAUAAAAUGUUGGGUCACAUAUUUGUUGUAAAUAGACUUAAAAUUUAGACUUUUUUAUUUGGUUAUUUGGGUUUUGUUUGUUUUAUUAUUCUAGGGCCAAAAUUGGCUAUUAUAGUAACAAUUCGAUAACAUUAGUAUCCAUUUUAGGACUUUAAAAAUUUGUGAUCAAAACAUAAUUUAAACUUAAGUAUUUUAAA
Molecule: messenger RNA, 695 nt
Organism: Gossypium arboreum
Lineage: Eukaryota; Viridiplantae; Streptophyta; Magnoliopsida; Malvales; Malvaceae
Exons: 2
Coding region: 114-503 (129 amino acids)
Source: RefSeq, a predicted model, not a curated record